AACGCUAGCACUUUUUUGGAGCCAGGGAGCAGACGCCUAGUUAUUCCCCGCUGCCAGCAGCGAACGUUAGCACAUUUGCUUGUGAAUUCUCAAAGUCAUCAUCAUGUUGUUGACAAUAGUAAUGGGUUUCUAAGGUGCGUUUUUUCCAGUCAUCGCCGGCAUCCACAGAGUUAGCAUUACUGGCUAGGUUUCGUGCGCCAUCAUCGAAAGUUCGAGUUCAAUGACCCGGAGACUCCAAUAUCAUGUUUCGAAUUCUAUCGCUUGCGUACACAUACUUAUCUGCCCGACCCGCAACAUCAUGGUCACUAUCUGAAGCCGAGGAGAGGGCGAAAUCGGAAGUACGAAAUAAUCAGCUCAAAGCCUCAAACUGGGUCUUGGCACUCAAUGCAAGGAGGAAACUCGCUAUGUACGCUGUCAUCCUUUUGAAGGGCCUUCGCUUGACCUAUUCAGGCGGUUGAACAUCGGAACGGUCCACUCAGUCUCCGUGCGACAUCUCUUUCGUUCAUCUAUCUCACAUCGAUAAUGUGCAUGUUUCAAGUGUUGAAUCAUAUUGCCGGAGAAAUAGGUAGAGGUCUUACUUCCAACCGACCUGUCAAGUACUGCCCUAGUUGCUCCUAUGACUUGAAGUUUAUCAGAUCGCGGCAGCAGGUAUCGGGGAAACGACGCGGACGGAAACGAGUUGAAUAUACAGAUUCCUUAUGUCAUUUUAUAGGAGCUAGAACUAGUCGCCUCUCGCUCCUUGACACAAAGAAGUCGAACGCUGAGUUGCUUUGGCCAAAUCAAUUGUGGAUGAUCUUAGGGUCAAUAGAAGACUACGGAAGGAAUCUGGCAAUAUUUGACUUAUUUUUGGUUCAAUUCUUCGGAAGGAUGCGCACGGGAUAGCUAGAUGCGGGAUCUUUGGCGACCUUUCCCACACUAGGUGUCUCAUUGGCACGCUCGACGAAAUGACAUUGGAUAAUGGAAAUCAGGGCCAGUUGCACCCACUCAAGUCACUCGGGUACCUCACACAAAACCUAUCCGAUUAUUGUUGGGCAGGAUCCGAUGAAUACACAGGUUGCACAACCACUGCAUUGAAUCCCCUCUUGACAUACAUUGCGGAUAGUUUUCGGGCUGGCGAUGGAAUUCAGCAAUCGGUAACGACGCCUGGUGCCCCAGUGUGUUAGGCCCUCAAUCCACCACUUUUCCUUUAUUUUCCCGUUUCAAUAUUUAAGAGACAGGAACUGAGGGGUUUCUUCAGACUAUCAGUCCAGAUUUUCGUCUCGUCUAAGGCUCUCGUAUGUUCCCUAAAGCUUCACUUCUUUCACUUGCUCUCCUCACAGUUGGUGCACUCGGCCAACAGGUCGGCACCCAACAAUCUGAGACCCAUCCCAAACUGAGUUGGUCCAAAUGUGCUGCCGGUGGAUCCUGCACGACCCAACAGGGUUCCGUUGUCCUCGACUCAAACUGGCGUUGGCUUCACUCCACCAAAGACACCACGAACUGUUACACCGGCAACACAUGGGACACCACUCUCUGUCCUAAUGGCAUCACCUGCGCUCAGAACUGUGCCCUCGACGGUGCGGAUUAUAGCGGCACAUAUGGUAUCACGACCUCCGGGAACUCCCUUUCCUUGAAGUUCGUCACCAAAGGACCUUACUCUACCAACAUCGGAUCCCGUGUCUACCUCAUGGAUACCUCUGAUUCCAAAUAUCAGAUGUUUAACGUGCUCAACCAGGAGUUCACGUUCGACGUCGACAUGUCCAGGCUUCCUUGCGGUCUCAACGGAGCUUUGUACUUCGUCUCCAUGGACGCAGAUGGCGGUAUGGCUAAGUCCACUAACAACAAGGCUGGUGCCAAGUACGGUACUGGUUACUGUGAUACACAGUGCCCGCACGAUCUCAAAUUUAUUAACGGCGUGGCUAACUCGGAGGGCUGGGAACCUUCUGACAACGAUCAGAACGCCGGAAAGGGUAAAUAUGGGACGUGCUGCAAUGAGAUGGAUAUCUGGGAAGCCAACAUGAACGGUGCCGCCGUGACUCCUCACGUCUGUCGCGGUACCUCCGGUGGUCAGACCCAGUGCAGUGGCAUUGACUGUGGUGACAGCCCAGACCACAGGUACGAUGGUCUCUGUGACAAGGACGGAUGCGACUUCAACUCCUUCCGUAUGGGAGAUACCUCCUUCCUUGGCCCUGGCAAGACCGUCAACACCAACUCGAAAAUUACUGUCGUCACCCAGUUCCUCACCAGCACCAAUACUACUUCCGGAACUCUCAAGGAGAUCCGUCGUCUCUACGUCCAGAACGGCCAGGUCAUCCAGAACUCGAAAACUAAGAUAUCCGGGAUGAGCUCCUACGACUCUAUCACCGAUGCUUUCUGUAACGCCCAGAAGCAGGCCUUCGGUGACACGAACUCGUUCGAAGACAGGGGUGGAAUGGCAGCUAUGGGACAGGCUUUCGCAAAGGGAAUGGUUUUGGUGAUGAGUUUGUGGGACGACCACGAAGCUGGAAUGUUGUGGCUCGACUCGAACUACCCUCUCGACAAGUCCCCAUCUACUCCUGGUGUGGCUCGCGGUGCUUGUGACGCCGCAUCAGGUGACCCCAAAACGGUUGAAUCGCAGCACGGAGAUGCAACCGUGGUCUUCUCUAACAUCAAGUUUGGUCCCAUUGGAUCGACUUAUGCCCAUUAAUCAAAUCUUCAGUGUACCCGUGCCGUCUGUUGUUCAUCUUUGGCUGUGUGAUGAGCGUAUACCACGUCUUGUUUGAUAUGUACCUUAUACACGGCAAUAUUAUGAAGUUUCCGCA
This is a messenger RNA of Marasmius oreades (fairy-ring Marasmius), 2780 nucleotides long. RefSeq lists its product as uncharacterized. Gene Ontology annotation, molecular function: hydrolase activity, hydrolyzing O-glycosyl compounds. Lineage: Eukaryota; Fungi; Basidiomycota; Agaricomycetes; Agaricales; Marasmiaceae. The record is from RefSeq and is a predicted model, not a curated record. The transcript is spliced from 5 exons. Gene Ontology annotation, biological process: carbohydrate metabolic process. Bases 1277 to 2665 code for a protein of 462 amino acids.